CUUGUGUAUAAAUUGCGGGAUUAGGUACUAAGCAAAAUUAUUUAUGCACCGAGAAAGCUAAAUUGUAGGACGUGAUACGUACUACACACAUGAAGCAAAGUACAAGCAUGGCAAGCGCAAGUAAGAGGUCGGUUUUGCACAUUUUAUGCAUGAUGUUGGCGUUUAUAAUUAUAGUGGAGGUGCCAAUGACAGCAACAGAAUCAUCUCAACCGGCGUCACCUCUCCUUAGCCAUGUUGAGAACAAGAAGCAUGGAGGAGAGGAUCACCAGAUUCUGCAAGCUCUGGUUAAGGAUUAUGGCAUUUGGGAUCCUACACCGACAUCGGGUGGAGGGUAUGCUGCCCCUGUUCCUCAUGGAAAACAAACCCGUGGUAGUUCUUCUCUUCCGAAAUCAUUUCCUUCCCCAGCUGGUUAGGCCAUUUCUGGCACUGGCAAAUCGACUGAAGGUCAGCUCUCUUGAAUACAGAAAUAUAUUAACUACUCCCAUGUAUGCUGGUUGUGGUUCUAUCAUAUUGUACACCAGUGUAGUAAUUAAUGAUGUUCUUUUUUUUUUUUCCAAGUCAAAACUUUUAAUAAUGUUAUCAAUAAUGUAAUAUACCUUCUGCUUACAU
Messenger RNA from Rubroshorea leprosula, 609 nucleotides. The record is from the annotation of a GenBank genome assembly. NCBI's taxonomy places the organism in Eukaryota, Viridiplantae, Streptophyta, Magnoliopsida, Malvales, Dipterocarpaceae.